Nasonia vitripennis (jewel wasp) is the source of this 1322-nucleotide messenger RNA. RefSeq names its product cytochrome c oxidase assembly protein COX11, mitochondrial (gene Cox11). Gene Ontology annotation, molecular function: copper ion binding. Gene Ontology annotation, cellular component: mitochondrial inner membrane. The record is from RefSeq and is a predicted model, not a curated record. NCBI's taxonomy places the organism in Eukaryota, Metazoa, Arthropoda, Insecta, Hymenoptera, Pteromalidae. Bases 284 to 964 code for a protein of 226 amino acids. The transcript has 4 exons.
CACCCGUGAGGAGAUGGGGAACAGGGGAAAUCAUAUGGUACUCGCUCGCAUGUAUAAGGUAUUUCAUAACUUUGCACUCUCCGGCAAGAUUGUAACCGCACUUGAAAAUUAAAUGUAAAAUGUGACAAAAGUUAAACCUUUGAUCCGUUUACUAUUGAAAGUGUGAGGUCGAACAAACGAAUCAAUGCAGAGUCAAAAACUGGCUCAUCCAGUCAAGAAAGUGGUCAGAAUCAAGUUUAUAGGUUAUUACGAAUCGUUUUGUUUUGUAUAAUCUAGAAGAAAAAUGUUUGCCAGAACUUGCUCGUUUUUUGCAAGUAGUUACUACAGGCACAUAAACACCACUGUGAAUAGAACUAUGUUUAAUAAAAUACCAACAGAAGAUCCGGAGAGGCGAAAGAAGAUAAGGACUACGUUGAAUUAUGUGACCGCUGUUGGAGUUUUGACUCUUGGACUGACAUACGCUGCAGUGCCUUUGUACAGAAUAUUUUGUCAGGCAUUUAGUUAUGGAGGUACUACAGGUCACGACACCUCCAUAGUGGCAGACAUGAAGCCAGUUAAGGAUAGAGUUUUGAGAAUAAAAUUCACCGCUGACACUGCUGCCCAAAUGGCCUGGAACUUCCAACCACAACAAAACGAGAUCAGGCUAGUGCCUGGAGAAACAGCUUUAGCAUUUUACACAGCUACAAAUCCGACCGAUGUCCCAAUAUGUGGAGUUUCUACGUAUAACAUAGUGCCCUUUGAGGCUGGACAAUAUUUCAAUAAAAUUCAAUGUUUCUGCUUUGAAGAACAAAUGCUUGCUCCACACGAACAAGUUGACAUGCCAGUAUUUUUCUUCAUUGACCCAGAGUUUAAUGAAGAUCCCAAGAUGGAGAUGGUGGAUGAACUAGUCCUGUCUUAUACAUUUUUCGAAGCUAAAGAAGGCACCAAGCUACCAAUACCAAGUUAUAUAAAGAAACUCCAUUAAUCAUAAAAAAAACGUGAUUGAAUUGUAUACAAUUGUUAAUUAGUUCAACAUCGCUUCUCAUUCUCUCGGAAUAGUAGCGAUUGGAGUCAGCUUCAUUGUAAAAUUUGACUUGCUUCUGGAACCAUUCAUUUGGUGUAAAUCUUGUACAAAGGGCUGAUGUUUGAGAAGAGUAAGGUGGAUUCCUAGGAAGACCUGUCACCAAGUUUGGAAACUUCAAUGGCUGCGUAGUCAUACUCGAGAGUGGGUCCACUGUGUAGCUCGAUAUAGCUUUUGAGGACCUAUGUGAAUAAUAAUGUUAUAUUUUUUUGUUGUAUUAAUACUACUAUUUUAGUAAAUAAAUUUUAGUAGUCUUUUAAAA